Molecule: messenger RNA, 595 nt
Organism: Botrytis porri
Lineage: Eukaryota; Fungi; Ascomycota; Leotiomycetes; Helotiales; Sclerotiniaceae
Exons: 3
Coding region: 50-595 (181 amino acids)
Molecular function (GO): protein binding
Source: RefSeq, a predicted model, not a curated record
UCUCAAAUCCCAUCAAACCAAUAUUACUCUAUAAAUCCCUGAAUUCAAAAUGGGCGACGCCGGUCCUUCGACAGAGGAGACUUUUCAAGAGCCUACUCAAGGAAUUCCAUUAGCUCGCUCCACAGGACUUAUGCUAAUCCUCGAUACUCCCAAAGGCCGAGGAGUAUUUGCCUCUAGAGACAUUCCAGCCCGUAGCGUGCUAGAAGUAUGUCCUGUAUUAGUUUUAGAUCCCAGUGAGAAUGAAAAUCACAUAAAAAAGACGGAAUUGUAUCAUUAUACGUAUAACUGGCCAUAUAAACCCAAGAGUUCAAAUGAGGGCUCAAAUGGCACGACAAAACCACCUACCACCACCCAAGCCGUGAUACUUGGGCUAGGUAGUAUGUUUAAUCAUUCAACAUUACAUCAAAAUGUUGGAUGGGAAAGAGAUGUUCAUAAUCUUCUUAUAACCUAUACUGCACUAAGGGAUAUCAAAGAAGGAGAAGAAUUAUGCAUCUCAUACGGAUCAAGGUUGACAUUCAAGGACACUGAGGCAGAUGCGCUGAAUGAAGUUGAGGACGAGAAUGAAUUAUUAAGUAGAAUUGAGUUGAUUGAUUGA